This is a messenger RNA of Thrips palmi, 507 nucleotides long. RefSeq names its product ras-interacting protein RIP3-like. The transcript has a single exon. Bases 1 to 507 code for a protein of 168 amino acids. NCBI's taxonomy places the organism in Eukaryota, Metazoa, Arthropoda, Insecta, Thysanoptera, Thripidae. The record is from RefSeq and is a predicted model, not a curated record.
AUGCCGGUCAGCAGCAGCAGCAACAACAACAUCAAGAUCAAGGUCAAGGUUUCGUCGGCCUCAAACACCCAGCAACAUCAACAACAACAACAACAGAGGAAGAAGCCUCCGGCGAAACAACAACAACAGCGAACACGGCCUCCGCACCAGGACGAGGAGGAGGGCCGCAUGCUGGCCGAGCUGCUGUACCGCCUGGCGCGUCGGGCCGAGGAGAUCUCGGCGCGCCUCGAGCACCUGGCCAACACGGCCAGGGCCUCCAGCGGGGCGGCGGACGCGAGGACGACCUCCAGGACGGGCCCGAGAAGGGCUGCCAACGGGGCCGCGACUGGGACAAACAAGACGGCCUCAGGCACGGCCUCGAACGCCGUACGCAGGAGGCCCCAGACCUCGACCAGGGGCUCCUCGGACGGUCAGCAGUCCACGCCAAGGAACCGGAGUCGGAGUUGGAGCCGGAACCAGUACGCCGAGCCCCAGUCGGAGGGCCGUCGCCGCGCGUACGAGUACUAG